Molecule: messenger RNA, 1789 nt
Organism: Pneumocystis murina B123
Lineage: Eukaryota; Fungi; Ascomycota; Pneumocystomycetes; Pneumocystales; Pneumocystaceae
Exons: 4
Coding region: 32-1720 (562 amino acids)
Biological process (GO): protein phosphorylation; intracellular signal transduction
Cellular component (GO): cytoplasm
Molecular function (GO): ATP binding; protein serine/threonine kinase activity
Source: RefSeq, a predicted model, not a curated record
AUCAGUUGACCUUGUUUUUUUAGUAUUUUAAAUGAAUGAACAUAAUAUGAUUUCAUAUCAUCAUAAGGAAAGAAGUCUUUCGUCUAUUUUUCCUUCAAUAUUCCAAAAAAACACGUCGGAUGUCAUUGAAGAAUGCCAUAAAAAGCCAAAGAAAGAAUCCUCGUUUUUUUCUUUAGAAUCUUUGAACAGUUGUAUGAAAAAACAAUAUUCUUCAAAAGUAUUUAAUUAUAGCAAAUGGAGAGAAACACAGAAUUGGCAAGAUGUUAAAGAAACGAAUCAUAUUCUUAAAACAACGAAUUUAGUAAGUGGAAGAAAAGUGAUCAACAAAUAUGAAAUUAUUCGUGAAAUUGGGCGAGGAGUCCACGGGAAAGUAAAGCUUGCGCUGGAUCUUUCAUCAAACGAAUAUGUUGCUUUAAAAAUUAUUGAAAGAAAUAGUAGGAAACGUCUCGGAAGAAACGAAACAUCAUCACAAGAGCAAAAAAUUCGUAGAGAAAUAGCAAUUUUGAAAAAAUGUAUUCAUCCUCAUGUUGUAAGACUACGUGAGGUUAUGGAUGAUCCUAUGAGUAGGAAAAUAUAUCUCGUUCUGGAGUAUAUGGAUGGAGGAGAAGUUAUUUGGAGAACAUCUGAUGAUAAGCCAGCUCUUACUAUAUGGCAAGCUCGGUCUACAUUCAGGGAUGUUGUACUUGGUCUCGAAUAUUUACAUUAUCAAGGAAUUAUUCAUAGAGAUAUUAAACCUGCUAAUCUUCUAUGGACUAAAAAUCAUGUUGUAAAAAUCUCCGAUUUCGGAGUUUCAUAUUCUAAUACAUGUUAUGGUUUGUCCGCAGAAGAAAAUGAGCUGGAACUUGCAAAAACUGCGGGUACACCUGCGUUUUUUGCUCCAGAAUUAUGCUAUUGCGAUCCAUCUAAACGUUGUACUAUUACUAAAGCAAUUGAUAUUUGGGCACUAGGGAUUACCCUUUAUUGUCUUUUAUUUGGAAGUUGCCCUUUUACAGCUGAUGGAGAAUAUGAAUUGAUGAAUGUUAUUCCGACAAAACCUCUUGAAAUUCCAUCUACACCGCCUAUAGGUGAUAAGGCAAAAAAUCUUUUAAAAAGAUUAUUAGAGAAAGACCCAAAUGCUCGAAUAACUUUAGAAGAAAUAAAACGGCAUCCUUGGCUUCUAGAAGAUAUAUCUGAUCCUGAGAACUGGAUAAAAGAGACAGAUCCUAGGAACUAUCAAUUAUUGGAGGUCACUCAACAAGAAGUAGAUGGCGCUGUUUCUAUUGUAGACAAACUUAAACGCAAAUUAACAAAACUUACAUCUAAAUUUUCUCGAUUAGCAAUUAUUACAGGACUAAAAAAACAUAAUCAGAAUAUAAGUUCAUCUAAAAUGCAAUCCGAACGUUAUAAAGAUGUAGGAAAGGAAUCGUCUAAUCAAAACUUUAAUAAUUCAAAUGUAAAACCAAGUGUAUGUAUUACUAAGGCAAAAUCAGUCCCUACGUCAGCUCAUAUGAAAAAAUUAAUAUAUGAACAAUAUAAUAAUACAAAUUUAUCUUCCUCAGAGCCAUCAAUAACUCCUUAUUCAGAAACUAAUAUGAAAUUUCCCAAAAUGACUCGAUCAAGAGCAUAUUCAAAUUUAAGUGCACAAACUUUUCCUAGCUUUUCGAAAUUCGAAAAUUACAAUACAUAUUAUAUAAUGGAUGAUAAUUGUCUUAUAGAGAAGUGUAAUGUUAGUGACGAGUAACAGGAAACAAAACUAAUUGAUUCAAAAAAUAUGCUUAAGUAGAAAUAUUAUUAUGAUAAUCCUUAAAUG